AUGUCCUCAUCCAUGUUAUUUUUUGGCUCUGGGUUAACCCUUCAUCCAUUCUUGUCCUCAGAGAGUCGAUGCGGGGUUGCAGUGUUGGAGGACUCUGCAGGGACAGAAGAUAGGUGGACAUAUGACCAGUCUCAGGACUCCUGUAGAAAGAUCCUCCUGAAAGACUCUAGAGAUGGUAGCAACAUCUUCAGGACGGAGAAGGAAUGCCUGAGCAUCUGCUCCGAGGCCUACACCAGAGAGGCGGCCUGUGAUCUGCCCCAGGACCGGGGACCAUGCAUGGCUUUAUUCAUGAUGUGGUACUAUGACCAGGAGCGCGGCCUCUGUGACACCUUCUUCUAUGGCGGGUGUCAGGGCAAUGGGAACAGGUUUGAGAACAGGAUGGAAUGUAUCAACACCUGUGUGGUCCCAAAGAAAGGGAGAUCAGGUUACUCGGACGUGUCCCAGGACUCGGAGCCCUCGGGUUCAGGAACAGAUGCAGGGCUUGUCGUUGGAGUUAUAUUUGGCGUUAUCUUUGGCGUUGCUUUCCUGGUGACACUUGGGAUGUACUUGGUCCAGAGGAAGAAACUAAAGAAGCAGAAGCACAAGCGCGUGCCGGACACAGAAAUGAAAUAACAUGUAAAUGUUUUAUAUAAGAAAUUUCUACAAUAAAGUGAAAACAGAGG
Hyla sarda is the source of this 662-nucleotide messenger RNA. Its product is annotated as inter-alpha-trypsin inhibitor-like. Gene Ontology annotation, molecular function: serine-type endopeptidase inhibitor activity. Lineage: Eukaryota; Metazoa; Chordata; Amphibia; Anura; Hylidae. The record is from RefSeq and is a predicted model, not a curated record. Bases 1 to 612 code for a protein of 203 amino acids. The transcript has 5 exons.